This is a messenger RNA of Guyanagaster necrorhizus, 2888 nucleotides long. RefSeq lists its product as uncharacterized. Gene Ontology annotation, molecular function: nucleic acid binding. NCBI's taxonomy places the organism in Eukaryota, Fungi, Basidiomycota, Agaricomycetes, Agaricales, Physalacriaceae. The transcript has 4 exons. The coding region runs from base 279 to 2819 and encodes 846 amino acids. The record is from RefSeq and is a predicted model, not a curated record.
UAUGUCUCCACCGACGUCCAUGCUGCAAUUCAUUUCCUGACCUUACUGCUAUCCUCUCCCUCAUAUCACCACCUGCUCGUCGUCAGAGCUUCCCAGCAUUCGAUAUGGCCACUGGUGGGUACUCUCUGUGCCCCCCAGCAACCAGCAUCACUGACGCUGCGGACAAUCCGCAUUUUCCUCCAUUUCUAGAACAGAAUAUCCCUCAGUCCCUAUCUGACUCAUCCGUCUCCUCGUUCUCCAGCUCACGAGCCUCCUCAUCUUCGCCGGUACCGACGACUAUGUCUGACGCCAAUCCGACGGACUCUUUCGCUGGCAAUUCCAACGGAGACAAUACGAUUGAAUCAACCCCGGACUCCACACACUCUUUUACCGACGAUGACAAUCCUAAUAUGCUGUCAUCACCUGGCGACGUCCAGGGUUUCGAUGGCGACCUGCCCGUCGUUGUCGAGGCCAUCUCUCAAAGUCAAUCUCCCGACAUCGACCCACAAAUACUUGAGGCACUUCGGAGUAAAGACAGAAUAUAUGUCCUGAAGCUUGGGGAGCUCAUGGAGGGGCUCAUUACUGAACGAAGGGUCCGUGUCGAUCUGACGCCCGCCACAUCCUACCAACGGCUUCUUGUCCACCGAUGCUCCGCUUAUUACAAGCUUAUCCCAGAAAAUGAUCCAGUGACCAAAGGUCUUUUCGUUUCAGCCACGCCUGAAAGUCGCAUCCCUGCGCGGAAGCUAGCAGAUCUUGUACCUCCCGAGUUAACGGCUUCUCCUGCUUUUCAAAUCAUGCGGCGGAAUCAGCAAGACCGCCGACAAAAGCCCCAUUCGCAGGCUGGUUCCGUUAAUGGCGAAGACGCCGAUCUGUCUGACGUGGAGCCUUCUGAGGCUGGCAGCCUUGGGGGCCGCAGCAAUGCAACUGGCGGCAGCGGCAAGAAGCGGAUGACUAUUGAGGAACGGGAGGCAGCCUACAAUGAAGCUAGAUCGCGUAUCUUCAUGGACUUUGAGGAGAAGGAGAAGGACGUGAGUGCAAGUUCGUCUUCACUCAGUGUCGUUUCUGGUUCUGCUUCAACGAGCGGCGGCAGUAUUGCAGACUUUGAAGAUUCGGCCAGUUCUCUUGCUACCGAAAGUGAAUGGUCUGCACCAUCUUUUAGUCGGGACAAGAAGCGGUCGGGGAACUCAAACCGCUCCUUGAGAGGUUCAGCGACGCCUUUCAGCUCGAAUGGAGCUGGCAGUUCGCGGAACUCUCGUGCGUCGUCUCCUUCCUCUUUUACGUACGCAAGUCUCUAUGAGCCCGCCGCUCCUGGCCCACCCUACGAUGGCCUUCAACAUCCUGGCCCGGUGUCUAUCCCUGGGUACCAAGCGACACACUACUUCUACCCCUACGUUCCUUCUGGGCAACCUCCAAAUCCGGCUUAUGUGGCUACCCCGUAUUCCUACUUCACCCCCUUCUCGUAUGGACCUGCAGUCCAGCAGAACCCAUCCGAUCCUCCGUCAGGAUCCAGCGGCGAGGUUUAUUCCCCUACACCGCACUUGCCAUAUCAUAAUCAGUAUGUAUGGGCUCAUCCACAUCCUCCGCCUGGACCUGCAGCUCUGCCAGUACCUCGGGGAUCACCACCUGCUGAGGGUCCAGUUAUGGUAAACGGUCCUCAUCAGACCGCUCAAACCCAAAACCCUUCUUCGUUCCAAGGUUACACUCCCCCGGUUUAUAUGUACCCUAUGCCUGGCUACUACACACCCCAGCCGGGACAACAUAUGGCAAUGGCUCCCCCGCCUCCUUCCAUGAUGGGACAGUUGUAUGAUCCUAGAGUGCCUGUAGAAGUCCCAUUUGGUGGCUCCGACAUGAAUCAGCAUGCGAACCACAAUGGCCGAGGCGAAUACAGCAACGCACUUCGUUCUAACCGUAACGAUAACAGCCAUUUCAACGGAGGAGGCAAAGGCAGAAAUCCGCCUCAGCCUCGACAUGCGUGGAGUUAUGGUCCAGGUAUCAGUGGAUACAACGGGAAUGCUUCUGUAGGGUUAAAUGAAAUUGGACCUCGAUUCAAUGCUACUCGAAGGCAAUCCAACCAUAGCAAUGGAAGUUCAGGCAACUACAGAUCAUCAAAUUGGGAUGAGGUUUCGUCUACUGCGUCGUCAUCUACAACGUCUUCGUCGUCGCGGAGAACAUACACAUCAACGUCGUCGCAGCAGCAACAUCCUCUUCCGGCUCGACCUGACUGGGCAGUAGGUCUGAAGCCAGAUCCUACACUUCACGCCACUCACAAUCGCCAUCAUGAUCACUCAUCUAACAACUCCCGCAAUAUGUCCCCAGUUACACCUCCUCGCAACCUGAGCAGUGGUUCUCAUCAGGGCAUUUCUCCCCGACGGCUUCCGAGCAAUCACCAGUCCGUACCGUUACAUUCGAACGACUUCCCUCCUCUCUCGUCGCUGUCGCCAACGGAAAAACGUGCGCCCGUGGUUGCUGGGGCCUGGACCAAUUCAUCUUCGACUCGAUCCCUCCUCAUAAACCCUGGACAAGGCAAUGCUCUAGUUCAUCAUCCUAAUAACAUCAACCCUCCCAUCACUCAGCAGUCCCGGUUGGAAGACUCGGACCGUAUGUUCGAGCGGCCGCCGCCGAGGGCCACGGAACUCUACAAUCCCAAAGUCGUCAAGCGCCCUAUGGCGACUCAUACGAAUGGGAAGCAGGAGAAGGAAAACGACGGUAGACGCGUUCGGGAUCCUAUAUCUGGUUCGAACAUUACUGAGCAGAUUCGGACCAUGUCCUCGGAGGAUUACAACCUCGACGGUUCUGGACAAGCAAGUAAAGAACCCUCAGUGUUGGCCAUGCCGACCUAAAAGUUGUACCUCCUUUCUUUUCGUUGGUCUGAUCCAGCGGUGUUACAGUAGUGUUGAGUGUUUUUGCUA